AUGAGCGAUGAGACAGCCGACGAAAAGGUUCAGGGUGAACGUCACAGGGUGGGAAUAGACCGCUCCGCUGAUGCCACCCUGGACGCCGAUAUCCUCAACCGCAGUUUACAGGACAAAGCUGGCAAUGGGGGAGAUACUUCAGCUGGUUGCCCUCAAGUGUGUGCGAACACCGAGUAUUCUGCAGAUGUUGACACUUUGUUAAAAGACCAAAUCACGACCCCGAAAUCACAGUCCUCGUACAAGGAUCUGUAUCGCUAUGCAUCUUCCAUAGAUUGGCUGAUAUUAAUACUCAGCACAGUGUCUGCAGUCGCCGCUGGUGCCAUUGUACCGUGCCUUCCGGUGCACCGAGACGACUUUGAUCGUCAACUGUCGCAGAAAUCCUUGUAA
Molecule: messenger RNA, 387 nt
Organism: Rhinocladiella mackenziei CBS 650.93
Lineage: Eukaryota; Fungi; Ascomycota; Eurotiomycetes; Chaetothyriales; Herpotrichiellaceae
Exons: 2
Coding region: 1-387 (128 amino acids)
Source: RefSeq, a predicted model, not a curated record